Messenger RNA from Parastagonospora nodorum SN15, 201 nucleotides. RefSeq lists its product as hypothetical. The transcript is spliced from 2 exons. The record is from RefSeq and is a predicted model, not a curated record. Lineage: Eukaryota; Fungi; Ascomycota; Dothideomycetes; Pleosporales; Phaeosphaeriaceae. Bases 1 to 201 code for a protein of 66 amino acids.
AUGUCGCUGCACUGUACAAGUUCCCUACUGAAAGUGCCCCUGCAACUACACUGCCGCAUGCAUGUGCCGCUGCUGAAGGAUGAGGAAGACACAGCCAUCAACAAGCGUUACGGCACGAGUCAAAUCCCUAAUCGCUUGCGAAGACAAAGACAAUCCGACUCAUACGAUUCGGCGUAUGUGCUCCUGCGGGGUCGAUGGUAG